This is a messenger RNA of Knipowitschia caucasica, 3984 nucleotides long. Lineage: Eukaryota; Metazoa; Chordata; Actinopteri; Gobiiformes; Gobiidae. The record is from the annotation of a GenBank genome assembly.
AUGUGGAGCGGCAAGAUGGCGACGCGGUGGAGGAGGAAAGAUGGACAUUUAACACCCGGCAAAGGGCAUUUUCUACCCGACAACAACCUGAAUGAGUUUAUCACAGAUAUUGAAAUGGACACUCACUCCUCUGUGGAUCACUCCAUCCUGGCUAUUUUUGAGGACACUUCUGCAUCAGAGAACCGGGCGGCUGCAGAGGAGGACCGCGAGAAGCUGCUGUCGGCUCUCACAGAGAUGUUGGAAAGUGUGGAGGACGAUGACGACACACUCUCUCCUUUUAGCAGCUUACCACAAACAUCUCUUCUCAUGUCUCAGGACAAAACCAAGUGUGCAAUUUCUUUGUCUGACGUGCUUGGAGUGGAGGAAAAGUCUGAAAGUGAAGAAACAAAGGAAACAGUAAAUAAACUACAGAAUGGGGCAUUUUUUCAGCCGAGUAACAACAAAGUAGAUACUGAAGUUGAAGUUUUCACAUCUUUGUCUCUGGUAAACCUGGUGAAGAUCAUGCACCCGUACUGCCUGAAGCUCCAGGUGGAGGACGAAUUGGAGAAGUCCUCAGAAAACAGUGUUUUAUUCUCUAAAGAAGAGGUGUGGAAAUACCAGAGGCCCACAGAAGACACAGACGAAGAAAUAAACGUGGUGUCUGAGGAUGAAGAAUCAAAGGAGGAAACAGAAAACACACUCGAAUUCAGCAGCAAACCUCUGAAGUCUGCUUUACUGAACGCAAGUCCAAUUAAGAAGGAGAAGAAGAGACACUUACCCCUGUGCACAUCUUCAGGAAUUGAAGCCUCAGAUCUGACCAGCCUGCUUGAACAGUUUGAGGAAACACAAGCUAAAGAGGAAGGAGGGAGCGAGAGUGCAGCACAGGUCAACACCAGACACUUGACGGAAACAAAUGCCCCCAAAGAAGGUCCAACAAAGGCACUUGCACCCCAGCCCACGCUAUUGACAGGUGGGGCCAAAAAACUCAAUUGCGAUAUUCGUAUGGAGUCCUGCAUGGUCCCUCCUACACCACCGCCCAGUCCACCCAGCAGAGACCCAGACGGGACCAGUCUAGAACCCAGAGACCAAGACAGGACCACCCUUGAACCCACAGAUCGAGACGGGACCAGUCCAGAACAUGGGGACAGAGACCGUACUAGUCCAGUGCCCAGAGGCAGGAGCAGGAAGAGCUACAGGAGGAGGUCUCGCAGUUCCAGCUCUUCAUCCUCAUCCUCAUCAUGCUCCAGCGCUGGAUCCCCUUCUCCAAACAGAAAACGUCACUAUUGGAGUUCAGAGAGCAGCUCGUGUUCCUCCUCUUCAUCCCGCUCAGCCUCUCGCUCUCCUCCACGGCGCAGACGCCAUUUUUCCAGAACCAGAUUCAGCCGAUCCAGAUCCAGUUCUUGGUCUGAACCCAGGUCCCGCUCUCGGUCGUAUUCUCCCCAACCGAGAGUCAAAAGAAGAAGAUUGGAAGAUGUCUGCAGUAGUAGUCGACAGUCUAGGAAGCUAAUAAGAGAAGAAGAAAUACGCACCCAGAAACUGAGAGCUAUAGAUGAGCGUCGAGUGGUGUACGUGGGCCGUAUCCGCAGGACGAUGACACACGAGGAGCUCCGAGAUCGCUUUGUUCAGUUUGGAGACGUGGAGUCUGUCUCGCUCCACUUUAGAGACAGAGGGGACCAUUAUGGCUUUGUCACGUUUUACAACAUGGAGGAUGCAUUUGCAGCCAUUGAUAACGGUGACAAACUUCGACGGCCUGAUGAGCUUCCCUUUGACAUUUGCUUUGGUGGAAGACGACAGUUUUGUAAUUCAAAUUAUGCUGAUUUAGAUGCUAACCGGGACGUAGACUCUUCUCCAGUCCAAAGCCGGUUUGAGGAAGUCGACUUUGACUUGUUGCUCAAACAGGCGCAGAAAGGGUUAAAGAGAUCAGAGGAAGCUAAAGCGGGGAAAAGGCGUUUCAUCAGCGGAGUUGUGGAAGGUUUUUAUGGGCGACCAUGGACUAUGGAGCAAAGAGCCGAGCUGUUUAAAAGGGAACAAAAGUGGGGGCUGAACUCGUAUCUAUAUGCACCAAAAGAUGACUACAAACACAGAAUGUACUGGAGAGACCUGUACUCUGCACAAGAGGCUGCACAACUUACUUCAUUGAUAUCAGCAGCCAAAAAACACAAUGUUGAAUUCAUCUAUGCAAUCUCUCCGGGUUUGGACAUUACCUUCUCCAACUCUAAAGAGGUUGAUGCUCUAAAGAGGAAAUUUGAUCAGGUGAAGGAGUUUGGCUGCACGUCUUUCUCGUUGCUUUUUGACGACAUUGAGACCGAAAUGUGUGCCGCCGAUAAGCAGGCGUUUGCCUCCUUUGCUCACGCUCAAGUGGCCAUCGCCAACCAAGUCUUUCAGCAUUUGGGCCAACCUGAAGUCUUUCUUUUCUGCCCCACUGAUUAUUGUGCGUCUUUCUGCACUCCCAAUGUAUCCCAGUCAGCCUACCUUCACACAGUCGGUGACGAGCUACUUCCGGGGAUUGACGUACUGUGGACUGGUCCAAAGGUGGUGUCUCAUAAAAUUUCAGUCGAGUCUAUAGAGGAAGUGUCUGCUGUGCUCAAACGACACCCUGUUAUCUGGGACAACAUCCACGCCAACGAUUAUGACCCCCAACGCCUGUUCCUUGGACCCUUCAAAGAUCGAUCAACAGAUCUCAUUCCAAAGCUAAGAGGAGUUCUUACAAAUCCCAAUUGUGAAUUUUACCCCAAUUUUGUCGCCAUACAUACUUUGGCUACUUGGUGUAAAGCUACUCCAGACGUGGGAGCGAGUGAUGUAGAAAUGACAGGAGAGGGGGACCAGGACCCAUGCUACAGCCCACAGAAAGCCUUAACUCUAGCUCUAACAGAAUGGCUGGAGGAGUUUCUGAAUACAGACCAACCUGGAGGGCCGCCGCAUCCGACAUCUCGCAUGAGGAAGUAUCUGUCUGAGGAGGAGCCCAUGCAGACCGACAUGGGAGACUCAGCGUAUGUGCCAGGACCUGAUGAGAACCCGCUGUACACUGCGGAGCCCCUCACACUUGAAGACCUCAAACUGCUCUCAGAUCUGUUCUAUCUCCCGUACGAGUACGGGCCCAUCGCUCGGAGCAUGCUGCAGGAACUGGACUGGCUCAAAAAACACAGAUGGGCUGCUGCGGCACAGACUGAGAAGACGCCUGAGUGGUGCUCCAGAGCGCAGCACUUUGAUGAAACGUGUGAAGCAGUUGUUCAGAUGUUUAACCGACUCUCCAACGCACCGAACCGGAGGAUUCUGUACGACCUCUACAACUACAUCUGUGACAUCAAGAGCGGGGUGGGGCUGGCACGAGCCUAUGUCAAAACACUGAGUGGGCAUGGACGACCAUCAGCACAUGUGAUGAACGAUGACCCAGAGCCCUGGGGUUUCAGAGGAGGCCUCUCGGGAGAGUUCCAGAGAAUGCUGCCUGGACACGGAAACAGAGACCUGUUCAAACAUCCUCCACCUACAGCCAUCUACUGCAUUCGCCCAUUCUGCCCAGAAGAUAAAGAUGAGGUCCAGAGGAUAUUCAGGGAAAUGCAGAGACCAGGAGAGGACAAGGGGCCUCUGUUGAUGCAGCAGCCUCUUAUGAGUGAUGUGCUGUUGGAUCUUGAGACUCCGCAUUUGUCCAGCUGUGCUCUUGUGUUGGAGGAUGAGAUGGCAGUAUGUGGCUUUGCUCUUGCUCUGAAGGAUGCAAGACCUGCUGCUGUCAAGAUUCAGAGGGAGUUGGACGCCUCUGUGUUGAAGGACUUCCCCUCGGUGCUCACUGUGCAAGUGCUUCCUCGGGUCACUGAUCCCUCUCCAGCCAAGCGGAUGAUUAGUCAAUUGUUGUCCUGCCUCAAAAUCAGCGGUUCUGCUGGGGUGCUCUGUGAGGUGAGACACUGUGACAAGAGGAUGCUGGACUUUUACACUAAACUCGGUUCAUUUAAACCAGUCGAAAUCCCUGGACAACCUCAGGACAUCAUUGUGUUGGGAGCCAGACUCUGA